Molecule: messenger RNA, 587 nt
Organism: Coffea eugenioides
Lineage: Eukaryota; Viridiplantae; Streptophyta; Magnoliopsida; Gentianales; Rubiaceae
Product: arabinogalactan protein 41-like
Exons: 2
Coding region: 192-434 (80 amino acids)
Source: RefSeq, a predicted model, not a curated record
GCUGGGCCUUUUCGGGCAGCCUCAGUUCAUAUACGUCUUUUUUUAUUCACAUAUCUCGUAACAAUCACUCCUCCAAAAAACCACUUCAUUUUGUAGAAUCCAAAGUUCCAUAGCCACAUUCCACACCCCACAAAAGAUUAGAAACCCCCUCCCCUCCACAUUCAUCAUAUAUAUUUUUUUCACGUAUUGCAAUGACUGUGUCUAGAGGUUUCAUGGGAGUUGUGACUCUCAUUGGUAUUGUGAUGAGCAUCGGCCUUCUUCCUCCUUGUCAAGCACAAGCUCCAGCUCCAGCUCCAGCUCCUGCUCCUGCUCCUGCUCCUGCCAGUGAUGGGACGUCAAUUGACCAAGGGAUUGGGUAUUUGCUGAUGGCUCUGGCUUUAGCACUUGCCUAUCUAAUCCACACCAUGGAUGCAACAACGUCUUCUUACUCAUAAACGCAUUGAUCGAUUCCAGUUUGCUUUUUCGUUCUCCCUUUCAUUUUUCUCUUUCGUUAUUGCGAAGAUUCAAAACCAUUUGUUGGCUUGUUGUAAAGAAACUCCUCCGCUGAAUUGAAUUGAAUUGAAUUGUCGAUGAUAAUUUUAUGUGUU